GCAAGGUAUUGGAUAUUGAAGAGCGCUUGUUACAAAACGUGUACCACCACCUAUAUUUGCCAGCAAGUUCGGUUACCAGUCAUGGCUUCAAGUGCUACCACUGGGUCUCCCCAAGAUCCUAACACUAGAGAAUCAGACCUGACUGAUGAAGAAAAAGCAAGAUUGCAAGUUGAACUAUCACAGGUUGACGAAGAAAUUCGACUACUUCAGGAAACUCUUGCUGUGAAGUUGCGUCGGUCUAAUGAAAUUAAAAAGAGUCUUGGUUAUACUUCUCUUUCAACAUUGCAGCAUGACCUUAUGGAAGGUAUUCACAAGUUAGAAGAUACAGAAGCUUACAUCAGAACUACUGAACUUAUAAGUAAAGCCAAGGACAAGACGGUAACUGCAGCACAAGAUGCCAGGGAAAAAGUGGGAUCAACCAUUUCUGCUAUCCGAAAUUCUGAAGUCGUUAAAUCGCUGAACGAUAGCGUUGGCACUGCGUAUUCAGCAGUUAAGAUACUUUGUUUGGAGAAUAUUAUCCAUGUACCAGCUCUUUCGUGGUAUCCAUCUAAAAAGGGAGACUAGUGUGCAUCUUUGUUUAUGCGUGUGUCAAUUUUACGCAUGUGUACAUGUGUAGAUUCAUAUUGUUCUAUCAAUGUAUUCUAAGUGUACACAAAUAGAUGUUAUGCAUAUGUGUGUGUGUGUGUGUUAAAUGAUUUAUUGUUUUCAUCAUUCCUGUUGUAAUUAUCUGUUUAAUUGUAUCCACCCUGUUGGAGAAAGUACCUAAAAAGAGUUGUCAAGGUUAGUUGAAAUUUAUACAUAAAUACCUUUCGACCAAAUUGGAAUACCAACCUUAGUAGAGUUGGACUGGAAUAAAGCUAAGGUUAGUUACACUACAAUAGAAUCAUUCCGUAAGUUUCCAAACUGCUUAUUUGAUAUGUACGAGGAGGUUCAACCUGUCAAGAUGUCAGGAAUUAAUGGUCAAAUGCCCUUUGUUCAAAGUUGACCAGAGUAGCGUAGAUGUAUUCACUCCUUAUAUAAUCAGAAUUUUAAAUAUUUUUGCAUACUUUCGCUUAUUUACCCUCUUUCUUCUCCUACACUUUUGUCAACUUUAAUAUCAUUGUUUUUCUGUCUAUUGUGAAUUGUGACAGAGUGUACACGACGUUAUGUUCACUCCCCUGGCUCUUGAGUCUUAUGUUUAGGUGUUUCAUGCUGCCUUUUUUUAUUAGGAAUCGAGCUUCAGUAGUCUCUGGGCCUAGGUUUUGUACUUUUCAGCAAGCCCUUUUCAACAGUUUGCGAUUACAGUUUUAAAGAAACUCAUAAUACCUUAGACAUUUGUACCUGCAUCACUGAAUGCUGAAGUCAUAGACUUUACUACUGUCAUUAAAGUCAUGGCUAAUCAUUUGUAGGAUUGAGUUGUGUACGCCAACUGAUCCCCGAGUGGUAAAUAAUAUCAAUUUCAAAUCAUAAGUACUGAUCGAGUUUUGUCAGAUACUUCUUUUUAAACAAACAUUAGAUAGGAUUAACCACCUAAUGUUUUUGAAUCAUUUGUAUCUGAAACUGAACAAUCUUGUUUUUACCCUUACUAUGCAUCUAUAAAUGUGAUUUAUACAAAUGGUCACUUGAACAUCUCCGUUUUCAGUAAAUCUGUAGUUAUUAAACAUCUGUUACUAAAAGAAGGCACAAUAAUGCUGGUGCUUUGUAAGAGCUAUCUAAAUAUACUUAUCAGCCUGAAGGUGGAUGUUAUCUCUUGAACACUAUUGUAUUUAUAUAAUCUUUUCAUCCACCAGACACACACAUAUGUAGAUAGCACUGGACCUGAUGUAACUGUGCAUCAGUACUUAUCAACAUACUUUAUAUCACCAUAUUGAGAUGUAAGUCAACAAGUGAAGGCGUACAACGAAUAAUGGACAUUCUGAUAGGCAUUUCUGUGUAGAUGAAUGAUAAGGCAUGAUUGUAUUUAUAUCUGUUAUCGAUUUUCGACGGUAUCCUUUAGGGUAUGCAAUUGUCGAUUUUGGUUAUAUUCCACAACCUAACCUCGAAGCGUACAUUACCUUACUCCAACUCAGUUGGAGUCUUUCUCUAUUGACGGCAUGUCUGUUUCCUACACAUACCUACCUACUUUGGCUAACAUUAAGAAUUAUCACCCACCAAAACUUUAAAUCAACUUGUGUUGGAAUUUUUUCUGAAGGUAUAUGUGACCUCUUAAACCGAAUUUUAUGUAAAAAAGGAUUAAUUAUCGAAAUACUAUUUGUAAAGUUGUAUCCAUGUGUCACUUCAUCCUGCUUUUGUUGCACUACGGCUUGGUAGUUUAGGGAGAUGACUCAACCAUUGAGUCACGGAUUGGAGCCCCAUUCUACCUACUUGCGUUUCGGCAGCCAAGUGGUAUCUCUAGUUCUCACACAGUAUGUUCAGCUGAUUGCAGAGUGCACAAAGUGACUAAGCGCGUUUCGUUACCUCACAGACGUGUAACUUGUUUUAUGACAAAAAGGAAACUGGCUAGAUAACCUUUUGUAUUGUUGGGUUGUUUAUUUGAAAUAAGAUGGUGAUACAUUUAUUGCUUGAGAGAUAAAGUUUUGGAUACAUUUCAUUAUCAAUCAUCAAAUCAAGUUGUUUUAGACUGCCUACCUAAGUAUGAUUAUGGUUAGUGAGAAUGCCUGUGGGAUGUCAUCCAGUAAUUAAUAUUGUACCAUUAUUUGCUGUAUCGAAUAAGCAAACCAACUUUUAGUGAAACUCAACUACCUUGUACAUGAAGUGUUGCGCACCGCUCGAUAAAAUAUUCUCGCAUUUCUUAUCGAAUGAGGAGUUAGUUUUCGAUCACUUUCUGUGAUGGAAUGGAUAAUUACUAAACGUUCGUAGCUGUAGCAGUUAGUUUAUUUAUCUUUUUUGUAAUAAUACACCUAUUUUCAAGAAAUUUCAUUGCCAAUAUGAUCAAUCGAUGGUGUCAGCAGCCAAGUACUAACAGGUGCAAUUGACUUUCAAACAAUGGAUUCAGGCCUCAAGUUCCGCUUCUUUGUUCCUCUGAAUAUAUAUCUUAUUAGAUUGCUUCGUUUUAAAAAUAAAACUUUGUCAGUAGAAUUAAUUAAUAGGAAAGUUUCUUGUAAUUGUUGCACACUGAGACUAUAUGUACAACGCUUGGGUACAAACGGCUCUAUAUCCUCCAACUUAACUAAUUUGAGGAUGUCUAGCAACUCUGUGCAUAGUGAUUGUCACUGUCUUGGCGAUAUUGCUUGCAACAGUUAGCAGUGCUAUGUAAUUCUCAGAUCUAGUGGCAUGUGUUUAAGCGAAAUGUAAGUCAUUCUCUUGAUAAGUUAAACCAUCUUUAGGUUGAAUUUCCGUGUUUCGACACAUCUCAUACAAACCGUCUCAGUAGUUUCAUAAGUAUUCAUUAUUCAUUCACUUGAUAAUUUAUGGUGAGAUUUCGAGAGGUGGUUACUUUCCAGUGUAAUACCAUAGGAUAGAGGGUAGUUCUUUUGAAUAUUCUACCGAUCUCCGUCGAUUACGUUUUGCAGGUAACCUGCCAUGGGACAAUAUAGGAUAUGACUUAGAGUUGUAAUCAGAGAUGAGCAUACUGUAAUUCCUUUAUGUCUUCUAUUUCUGAACGGAAGUUUCAAAGCAUUUAAAGCUUCAUGAGUGUAUCUCAUAUCAUUGCUUCUCCACAUUCGACCACCUUGUUUUCAUUUAUCUCUUACUUUGUAUCUUCAUCCUGUUGCUAUAUUGUUUUUUAUUGUAUCGUAUUGGAUUUGUAUUAAAACAGCGAUACAGAAUUUAUCGGUGCCUGACAUUUUAAUCCAGGACUCAUUUCUGUUGAUAUUUUGUACCUCUAAUGAGGAUGAAUAUUAAUUCUACUAUUAUGAUUGAAAUUCAACAUAGGUUGCUUGGAUUUCCAUAAUUCUUAAUUGCAUUGAUAGAGAUGUUCUGUUAGUACUAUUAGUUGGAUUGGAAUAUUUCUUUUUUAUGGUUGUCAACGAAAUAUGAAAUGCAUAUACCCUACAUUUUUUUGAGUUUCAUCAUCCAGAUGUUGCUUUUUCCAAAAUUUCUUUUUAAACAGUACUACUAAUAUAUAAUAAGUAUCUUAACCUUUUUCAUUUCAUUUGUCCCCUCAUCAUCAAAUUUAAUUCGUACGUACUUUUUAUGUACACCAAUGUCAGUUUGGUGUCAGAGGUCACACACUUUGUGGUCUUUGUUGAACAGUUUUCAGUGGAAACUCUGUUGACACCACAGUUUAAAAACUACUCAGCUGUAGGAAAUAUCAACGUUAAUUGGGGAAUUUGCAAAUUUUUCACUAUAUUUUAGGUAUAUCUGUCCAUAUAAGUUGUCAUCUAGCCAGAUUCAGGUGAUAUGAACUAAUCCGGCUCUUUGAGCUGAAUUAGUCCGGGUAUACCGCUGAUGAUGAGCUGGGCUCCAAAAGAGCGAAACAGCCGUUCGGUCUGAUCUGGCUUGCGAAAUACUACAGAUCAGUCUGAGUAGUAGUAUCUUACACCGCUGUUUAGUACUGAAAUUCAGAGUGCAUGUAUCGUCGUAUGUUGAGUUUAUCAACUGAAUCCCUACCGUCAUCCCAGUGAGUAGCAGUGUUGUAAUUGAGACCUACCUACAACUUCAUAGCGUUAUCCUCUAGGCUAAUAAGCCAUGAGUGUCAACUCUUCACAACCGAGUUAAAGCUUUUAUUGAAGUUUUGUUGUUGUCCAGUUUAUUUGCACCAAGUUGUUCAGUGUUCGUUUUUUCAGUUCCAUUGUCCCCACUACCCUUUUAAUGUUGUCAUUAUAUUGAAUGUUGCAUAUAAUCGCUAACGUAUUCACAUUUGUAAUGCAUUUAGAUUAACUAGUGAACUAAUUAAUCAAUUAAUCCGUACAAUCUUUAAUUUUAUAGGAUGUUAUAAUUCAUUCAACCUAUGGUCACGCACCAGAUGAUGGUAAUACUAAUGAGAAUAAUGAAAAACAGUAGUAAAAAUCACACAAAAAUGAUAACUAAUUGUGCGUAUGCUUACAUGCACUUGUUAAUUAUUAACAACAACGUUGUGCGCCUUCUCCACUUUUGUGUAUAAGCUAUUUUACAAUGAUUUUGUUUUGUUAAAAUUAUUAUUAUUAUUCUCAUUAUUUGAUUGUUAAAAGUCUUUGUGUAUUUCUUCUUUUUUUUGGUAUUAAUCUCAUGCUAUGAUUACUAGUGUGUUUGUCUACUAAUGUGCACGUCCUCUAGUUUACUUUGAAAUAUAAUUUUAUUUUCAUAGUUUUCAUCUUACAGUUUGAUUGGUGUUGAAAAGCGUAGACUGUCUAGUUGACACUUUCUGAGACCAUAGGAGUCAAUAAGCGGUCAUCACAUGGCGGUGUUAAGUGUCAAGAGUGAAGAGGCCGUGGAUCUAAGUUUCAUUCUUGUUGGUACUAGCCAGCUUGGUUUAUUUUUAACCAUGAGGGAACUGGUGUUUCGAACUACUAUGAUCUUUCUUCAUCUUUCUGCACGUGAUUACUAUCGAUUAAUUAUUUUUACGGCUUCUUAUAUUUUUUAUUAUACUAUCAUUCGGUUUCUGUUCACUUUUUUUCGCGUUGUGGAUUUCUGUCGUGUACAUUGCUUGGAAAGUUGAAAACUUGAAAGUAUCCUAUUUUGAUGAGGUUCUGUGUUGUUGUUUUUAGGGGGUGCUUUUCAUUUUCGGCUUUCGUACACCUCUUAACGUAUUUCACAUAGUUACCUUCAAACCGCCAUCCUACUUUUUAUUUUUAAUGUAACCUUGUAGAUGUUUAUGUACUAACCUGUGGGGGUUUGUGAUAUUACCCGGGUGCCUGAGUGGCAGCUAGUGAAGCUGAAUUCCAACCUGGAACCCAUUUCUUGAAACUUUUUGUAACUUAAAGAGUGUUAUGUGAAUAUUCAACAUAAAUGUCGAAUCAUUACCUGUCAGCUUUCUGUUCAGUUAAAUCGUUGUGCCAGACCGCCUUUUACGAUUAACCUUUACGCAAUAGUUGGUUGUCUUUUUCUAGCCAGUUAGUUACUGUAAGUAGCUACUAUUAUUUCUGAUCUACAUGUUAAACGUUUUCACUCUGACAGGCUUGACUUCUAAUCCUACUAUUUACGUUUACUAUACUCAUGGAAAUUCUUCAUUAAUUAGCUUGUAUCUUAGGUUUUUAUACACCUCUCCUGAUUCGCUUCAUCUUUUCGCCAUUCCUACUACUAUUUUAAUACACUGGAUACAUUUUUUUUCUUGAAACAUUUCAUCAAUUAAAGAUAAUAUUUCGCAGUCGUUAAACAAAUAGCAAACCCUAUAGUCUCUUUUACCAGUGUAUUUCAUACAAGACUGUCAAAUCAAUUAGAAAAUAGCUUGUGAUUGUCUGAUGUUGUUUGCCUCAGAGAGAUACUACAUUAUCAAAAUUUUGGAACCACUGGAUACAUAAAAGUGGGUGAACUUGUGGACGUUGUUAAUAUAAGAGUAAAACUUGUUCAC
Messenger RNA from Heterobilharzia americana, 6409 nucleotides. NCBI's taxonomy places the organism in Eukaryota, Metazoa, Platyhelminthes, Trematoda, Strigeidida, Schistosomatidae. The record is from the annotation of a GenBank genome assembly.